This is a messenger RNA of Trifolium pratense (red clover), 2992 nucleotides long. Its product is annotated as phosphatidylinositol 4-phosphate 5-kinase 6-like. The transcript has 8 exons. The record is from RefSeq and is a predicted model, not a curated record. NCBI's taxonomy places the organism in Eukaryota, Viridiplantae, Streptophyta, Magnoliopsida, Fabales, Fabaceae. The coding region runs from base 497 to 2713 and encodes 738 amino acids. Gene Ontology annotation, molecular function: ATP binding; 1-phosphatidylinositol-4-phosphate 5-kinase activity. Gene Ontology annotation, biological process: phosphatidylinositol metabolic process.
AGAAUGAUGAGUUGAAUCUCUUUGGUUGAAACAAACUAAAGAAAGAAAACAAACAAAAAGCACAAAGAAUAAAAAAAAGAAUUAAAAAUAAAUAAAAAAUAAAGACUAGAUUAAAAAAUAUUACAAAAAAUAAAAAAUAAAGACAAAGAAAAUUAGAAAAACAAUAACAAAAGCCAGUUACUGGUUCCAACCAACCUUUUCUGCUUUCCCUGUCAAAAUCUAACAGCACAAAUUUCUAUCAUGAAAAUCUAAACACAACCCAUUAUUCAAAACCAAAUAAAGAACCAAAUUUUGAGGAAAAGUAACAAACUUGGUUAUUGGGUUUGUGUUUUUUUAUUCAGAUUUUCCUUCUGGUUUUUUCUUCUCUUGUUCAUUGUUUUGUUUGUCCUGCAGAAAAUGUUUUUAUUUUCUGCAACUUUACUCAUAAUGAAAAUAAUGCAUUAAUGGGUGAAGGUGAAUAGAAAAAGGGGUUAAAAGCUUUUAGAGAGUAGAAUCAAUGAACAAAGAUUUUAACAGCAUUGUUAAGGUUUGGGAAGCAGCAGUUAGAAAAUCAGCUGGACCAAAAAAAAGGGCAAACAGAAUAUUCUCAACACCAAUGUCUGUUGCCCAUGUUGAUGAUGAUGUUUACCAGGUUGAGAAGAUUCUCAACAAUGGUGAUUUUUAUACAGGUCAAUGGUUAAACAAUUUUCCAUAUGGUCAUGGAAAAUAUCUAUGGACAGAUGGUUGUAUGUAUGUUGGUGAAUGGCAAAAAGGUAAUAUCACAGGUAAAGGUAGAUUUAGUUGGCCAAGUGGUGCUACCUAUGAAGGUGAUUUCAAGAAUGGUUUUAUGGAUGGUAAAGGUACUUAUAUAGGUUCUAAUGGUGAUACUUAUAAAGGUUUUUGGGUUAUGGAUAUGAAAAAUGGACAAGGUACACAAAGUUAUCCUAAUGGUGAGUUUUAUGAUGGUGAUUGGAAAAAAGGGUUACAAAAUGGACAUGGUAGAUAUCAAUGGAAAAAUGGUAAUCAUUAUAUUGGUCAAUUUAGAAAUGGUUUGUUUCAUGGUAAUGGUACUUUGAUGUGGCAAAAUGGUAAUAGAUAUGAUGGUUGUUGGGAAGAUGGUUUUCCUAAAGGAAAUGGUACAUUUAGAUGGUGUGAUGGUAGUUUUUAUGUUGGUGUUUGGAGUAAAGAUUCAAAGGAACAAAGUGGUACUUAUUAUCCUUCUUCUGGUUCUGAUGAUGAUCCUUUGGAAUGGGAUCCUAUGGAUCUUUUUUCAGUUGAUUUGGUUGAUUGUUAUGUUUGUGGUUGUGAGAAAGUUUCAAUUUUUCCUUCACAAAAGAAUUUGAACAUGUUUGGUUUAGAGGAAGAUAAUAAUAAUAAGCAUUUAUUGUCUAAGAAAGUUACUGAAAGGGUUAGUAAUUAUAGUUCUGAAGAUGGUUCUUAUAGUAGUUAUGAUGGAUCAAGGAGUCCUAUGAUUGAUUCUGUUCCUAGAGUUCCUCAUAUGAGAUUAAAGGCUCCAAAGAGACAAGGAGAGACUAUUUCCAAAGGGCAUAAGAACUAUGAGCUUAUGCUUAAUUUGCAGCUAGGUAUCAGACAUGCUGUUGGAAGACCUGCUCCAAGUACAUCUCUUGAUUUGAAGAAUUCUGCAUUUGAUCCUAAAGAAAAAGUAUGGACUAAAUUUCCACCAGAAGGAUCCAAGCACACACCGCCUCAUCCGUCUUGUGAGUUUAGAUGGAAAGACUAUUGUCCAGUAGUGUUCAGGGCUUUAAGAAAAUUGUUCAAAGUAGAUCCAGCUGAUUACAUGAUAUCAUUAUGUGGGAAUGACGCCCUUCGUGAACUGUCAUCCCCUGGAAAAAGUGGAAGCUUUUUUUAUUUGACCAACGAUGACCGAUACAUGAUAAAGACCAUGAAGAAAUCAGAAGUAAAAGUUUUCUUGAGAAUGCUUCCUGGUUACUAUAAACACGUUCGCGCAUUCGAGAACACUCUAGUAACCAAAUUCUUUGGCCUACAUUGUGUUAAACUACCCGGAGCUUCACAGAAGAAGGUUCGAUUUGUCAUCAUGGGAAAUCUAUUUUGUUCACAAUACGCCAUUCAUAGGCGUUUUGACUUGAAAGGUUCAACGUUUGGUCGUACCACUGAUAAACCUGAGGAGGAAAUAGAGCCUACGACAACACUUAAGGACCUUGACCUAAAUUAUAUAUUCCGAUUACGGAAGUCUUGGUUUCAAGAAUUCUGCAGGCAAGUGGAUAAGGACUGUGACUUUCUUGAACAAGAAAGAAUUAUGGAUUACAGUAUGUUGGUAGGUCUCCAUUUUCGAGGAGUAUCAGCUAGUAGUGAGGCCGGUACACCUGCUCGUGGUUCUGGCGCUCAUACUCCAACAGGUACCUUUGAUGACGGAGCUCCUCGUCUUUCUGGAGUUGAUGUGGAUCGUAUUGUAGUAGAUCCUAGCCGGUGGAUUCAAUUAGGUAUAAACAUGCCAGCGCGAGCCGAGUUGACUACACGAAAAAGUUGUGACACUCCUCAGUUGGUUGGAGAACCAACAGGAGAGACAUAUGAAAUUAUAAUCUUUUUCGGUAUAAUCGAUAUAUUACAAGAUUAUGACAUUAGUAAAAAGCUUGAACAUGCUUACAAAUCAUUUCAAUAUGAUGCAACUACGAUCUCUGCCGUUGAUCCAAGACUAUACUCAAGACGGUUUCGCGAUUUCAUCUUCAGAGUUUUUCUAGAGGACCCUUCUUGAGGGCUUAGUUGUGGAAUCUGACCGAUGCACAUUAGUUGGAGGGUAUUUUGUGAUUGAUAUGUUACACAUUUCUGAAGUUUGUUAAUUUUCCCUCCCUAUAGUUUAUCAAAAAAAAUUAUUUUUAUUUUAGUUACAGCUAUUGUAUGUUGUAGUUUAGAUUUUGACAGUUACUGAAACCUUUUCCAAUUGUAAAUGAAUCAACACAAGAGUAAACAAUCAAUAUUCGAAAUCAUAUAUUCUUGUACAUAUAUGACGUUGAGAGAGUUGAUUUUUUUUUUU